Molecule: messenger RNA, 3201 nt
Organism: Plectropomus leopardus (leopard coralgrouper)
Lineage: Eukaryota; Metazoa; Chordata; Actinopteri; Perciformes; Serranidae
Gene: ece1
Product: endothelin converting enzyme 1
Biological process (GO): peptide hormone processing
Cellular component (GO): plasma membrane
Molecular function (GO): metalloendopeptidase activity
Source: RefSeq, a predicted model, not a curated record
GAGGGGAUGUGAACUAUCUUGACAGAGAAGCGCAGCCUCUUUGGUCGUUUCAGCCGAGCCUCCCUCACUGUCCCCGGUCAGAGAGCACACGGGAGUCACGGAGAGCGGUGGUGGACCAUCAGACAACAGGAUGUCAACGUAUAAAAGAGCCACGCUGGACGAAGAGGAUCUGGUGGACUCCACCGGUGACGACAUCUACCCAUCAUCACCCAUGCAGGUGACUCUCCUGCACGGCCGCGGUCCCACAUGUUGGCCCGACAGGACGCAGAGAGAGAAGAAGCUGCUGGUUUUAGUGUGUGUCGUGUCUGUGGGCCUGUUCAUAUCCCUCAUCACCACUGGGGUCUUCUACAAACAGACUCACCCGGGCCUAUGUGUAACAGAGCCGUGCAUCACUGUGGCCAGUACGGUCAUCGGAGCCCUGGACCGAUCCGUAGACCCCUGCCACGACUUCUACGACUUUGCCUGUGGGGGCUGGAUGAAGAACAACCCGCUCCCUGAGGGCAAGUCCCGCUGGGGUCCUUUCAGCAACCUCUGGGAGCACAACAUGCUCGUAAUGAAGCAUUUAUUAGAGAACACAACGAUGAAAGGUCUGAGUAAGGCAGAGGAAAAGGCCCAGAGAUAUUAUCACGCCUGCAUGAACGAGGCCAAGAUUGAAGAUUUGGGAGCCAAGCCACUUCAGGAGCUCAUCACACAGAUAGGAGGAUGGGCCCUGACCGAACCCUGGGACAAGGACAACUUCCAGGAAGUUUUGCGUAUGGUGUCGGCCAACUUUCGCACUUCGCCUUUCUUCACAGUGUUUGUCAGCACCGACUCAAAAAACUCCAGCAGUAACAUCAUCCAGGUGGAUCAGUCCAGCCUGGGGCUACCUUCGCGGGAUUACUACCUCAACAAAACAGCAAAUGAAAAGUAUCUGACUGCAUACCUCACCUUCCUGACGGAGUUGGGGGUUCUCCUGGGAGGCUCCGAGGAGAAGUCUCGGACGCUGAUGGAGGAGAUCGUGGAUUUUGAAACCACCCUGGCCAACAUCACAGUCCCUCAGGAGGAGAGGAGGGACGAGGAGCUCAUCUACCACAAGAUGGAGGCCAAAGAUCUGACAACGCUGGUUCCUGCAGUGGACUGGGUGCCGUACCUCACAGAAGUGUUUUCUCCUGUGCCGCUCAACGAGUCCGAGCCGGUGGUUGUUUAUGCCAAAGAAUACCUCCAGCAAGUGUCUGAGCUCAUAACCAAAACAAACAAAAGCCUUCUCAACAACUACAUGAUAAUGAAGGUGGUGAGGAAGAUGGUGUCCAUUCUGGACGAGAGGUUCCAGGAUGCCGAGCAGCGCUUCCUCGAGGUCAUGUACGGAACCAAAAAGAGCUGCACUCCCCGCUGGAAGCUGUGCGUCAGCGACACAGACAGCGCCUUGGGCUUCGCUCUUGGAGCCAUGUUUGUCAAAGCCACCUUUGCCGAGGACAGCAAGGCCAUUGCUGAGGACAUGGUCGCUGAGAUUAAACAGGCGUUUGAGGAAGGCCUGAAGUAUGUGAGCUGGAUGGACUCGGAUACAAAGAAAGCAGCAAAAGAAAAGGCAGAUGCGAUAUACAACAUGGUCGGAUAUCCAGAGUUCAUCAUGAACGCCUCAAAGCUGGACAAAGUGUUCAAUGAUUUUGAGGUGGUGUCAGAGCUUUACUUCCAAAAUGUCAUGCAGUACUACAACUUCUCAGCCAGAGUGACAGCGGAUCAGCUGAGGAAAACUCCCAACAGAAACCAGUGGAGCAUGACGCCUCCGACCGUGAACGCAUAUUACAACCCGACCAAGAAUGAGAUGGUUCUGCCUGCGGGGAUUCUUCAGGCUCCGUUUUACAGUCGAUCGUGGCCUAAAGCCCUUAACUUUGGUGGAAUUGGAGUCGUCAUGGGACAUGAACUGACUCAUGCUUUUGAUGACCAAGGGAGGGAAUAUGACAAGGACGGAAACCUGCGUCCGUGGUGGAAGAACUCCUCUGUGGAGGCAUUCAAGAAGCAGACUCAGUGCAUGGUGGAGCAGUACGGAAAUUACAGCAUCAACAAGGAGCCUCUGAAUGGGAGACACACCCUCGGAGAAAACAUCGCUGACAACGGUGGACUCAAGGCCGCCUACAAGGCUUAUGUGAACUGGGUCGAAAAGAACGGCGAGGAGGCCGCGCUGCCUGCCCUGGGACUGACCAACCAUCAGCUGUUUUUUGUAGGAUUUGCACAGGUUUGGUGCUCUGUCAGGACACCGGAGAGCUCACACGAAGGCGUCAUCACAGAUCCUCACAGUCCAUCAAGAUUCAGAGUCAUCGGCAGCAUCUCCAAUUCACACGAAUUCUCAAAGCACUUUGGCUGCAAAGCAGAUGCUCCCAUGAACCCGAAACACAAGUGUGAGCUCUGGUGAUGCCUCAGCGCUGUUUAUCAGCAAGGAGUCAAAUGGACGUUUUGGGAGAACCGAUUGACAAAGUCUCUACGGACGGGGAACGCAAGAACCACUGAAACUCCCGCUGCCUUGCCACUUAAUGCUUAUCGGGCUCCUCAUCAGGACAUGAUGUGCCCGCUCUGAAUGGAGGAUCACAAUCUGCAGUGCUUCUCCACAAGAACUGUCAGCUUUCCCCGACUUCUGAAGCUAAAUGUUGCCAUAAAUGCGCUUUUUGAACACUGGAAACCCAACAGGCGGUUACUGAAAAUGGGGGAACCACUCAGAUUUUAUGAGCUGAUUGUCACAUAUAGUGACGAAUAAGCAAAGUGAGGUUUCUUUUUUCUGAACCUCUUCACUGUGCUGAUGAUCUGUUCCAGUUUACUUUUAUAGUGUUUUAUUUAUGGUCACAAAUUUUUCUAUGACAGUGAACCAGGGACCUGCCAGAUGUUGAAAAUGAAAAUGUAGUUCAUGUGGACAGUUUUAUUAAGAUUUGGUUUAUAAAAUAUGUUUUAAUGCCACAGAAACUAUUUUUCUUUGAACCAUUGCAAAGAAAAACUCUACAAACUGUUACAUUUUUUAGAGAUAUCAAGGUGAUAUUUGGUUUUUAACUUCUGUAAUGGAAGACCAAUGCAAAUCUGAAACAGAAUGAAGGAAUUCACAGCAAUAAAUUAAAAUAAAUCAACUAUUUUUUUCAUGCAGAGUUUUGUCAUAUGGGCUGAGCUAUGAUGUGCCAUACCUGUUUUUAUGAGAGUUUGUCACAAAUUAUUUUGUAUAGUAAAACCAAUCAUAAAACA